UGCCUGAGGCGGGGGCACUGCGGGCGCGUGUGCGCCGGCCGCCUUCGCGCUGCCACCCGCGCUCCUGCCGUCCCGGUGUACGUCGGCGCGCACCUGCGUCCGCAUCCGGCUCCGGACGCUUGCGAUCUUAGUGCGACCCAACUUGGAGGGCUAAUUGCAGACCUCCACUUGUUGGACCAUGGGAUUCCACAGAGAAUGAGCCUCCCAAUCUUCUUUCAUCAGUAAGCCGCUCUUCCCAGCUGCUCUCCUACCAUCCGCUGCCCUCAUGUCUACCAUACUCCUGAAUUUGGACUUUGGGGAACCUCCAAAAAAGGCGUUUGGAGGAAAUGCCAAGCACCAACGUUUUGUUAAGAAGCGACGGUUCUUGGAACAGAGAGGAUUUCUGAAGAGAAAUAACCAACUUCCUAGCAAGGUGUCUAAAUUGCACUCAGAACCUCUAAAGAAAAGGGAAGCGUCUUCAAAAGUAGAUGGCAUUUUGAAGAUCCUUCCAUGCCCAAAAAAGGAGGAAGCUGCCUCCAAAAGGGAGUCAGAGCAGUCCACAGACAAGAAAGCAUCGUUGUCUUGGCUGACCCCUGCUCCUUCAAAGAACACUGAUUCUGUUGUGGCUAAAAUCGAUUUGCUAGGGGAGUUUCAGAGUGCCCUUCCAAAGAUUAAGAGCCGCCCAGCUUACGCUCAGAAGAAGGGCUCCAAGAAGAAGCCCUUGAAGAAAGAUGCCACAGAGAAUUCCACCCAAACUCCUUCAGAGAGUAAGGGCUCCAAGAAGCCCACACAGAAGAGUGCUGCACAGAACUCCACCCAAGCUCCUCUGGAGAAUAAAGGCUCCAAGAAGAAGAAGAAGAAGUCCUCAAAGAAAAAUGCUGCGCAAAGAUCCACCGACGCGCGCUCCGAGGAUAAGUGCCUUAAAGUCUCCCAAAACUUGCCAGGGAAGAUGGUGGCAGUCGACUGUGAAAUGGUGGGCACAGGACCCAAGGGGCGUGUUAGUUCCUUGGCCCGGUGCAGCAUUGUGAACUACAAUGGGGAUGUGCUUUAUGAUGACUACGUCCUCCCCCCCUGCCACAUCGUAGACUACCGGACCAGAUGGAGCGGCAUCCGAAAGUGCCACAUGGCUAAAGCUACACCCUUUAAGAUUGCUCGGAGUCAGAUCCUGAAGAUACUCAAGGGGAAGAUAGUGAUCGGACAUGCCAUCCACAAUGACUACAAAGCCCUACAGUACUUUCAUCCCAAGUCCCUCACCCGAGACACUUCCCAAAUACCACUCCUCAACCGGAAGGCUGACUGCCCAGAGAAUGUCACUUUGUCAUUGAAGCACCUCACCAAGAAACUGCUGCAUCGGGACAUCCAGGCUGGAAAAAGUGGACAUUCCUCAGUGGAAGAUGCCCAGGCCACCAUGGAGCUGUACAAGUUGGUUGAAGUUGAAUGGGAACAGCACCUGGCCCAGAAUCCUCCAGAAAAUUAGCAAUCCCGGGGAGACACACGCAGUAGCCCAAACCACAGUUCUGCCAGCUGCACAUCUGCAGAAGUUAGAAUUGUUGAAGAGAGGGACUUCACCAGAGACUUAAUACCCAUUGAAAUUUCAUCUCCACUGCUGUGGUCACUGUGUGGUUAAGUGCCUGAUGGAAGGGGAAACCCACCUUCCAUCCAGUCGGGUGGCACAGGCCUGUCAUCUCAGAUACUGGGAGGUUGAGACAGGUUUUAAAUUUAAGGUCAGCCUGGGCUACAGAAUUAGUUCAAGAUGUCCUGACAUAAAAAAGAGGGUCAGGAGUAAAGCUUGGUGCUAGAGCGUGUACCUAGCAUACACAAGCCCCUGGAUUCAGUAUCCACAGGGGAGUAGGAGAGGGUGGGAAGGAUGGAAUACGACAUGAUGUGUUACAGAUGGCUUACUUUUUUAAUAGUGCUAACCAAAUGUCCCAGAGUGCUUGUGCCGAUCAGCUUUCUUGACUUUGAGGAAGCAAGGCACACCAUAGAGUACAGAUUCUCACAUUAUUUUAUCCAUGGGACACAUAACAUAGAUGUGUCUCCCUUUGGUGGGGAGCGGACUAAAGGGGUUCUUGUAUUGCCAAGGUUGGCCUCAGUGUGCUCAAAGGACUUCUUCCUCAGCCCCUGAGUAACUGGGACAUGAGUGUUCACCUCUGUGCCUGGGUCUUUGAAUUUUAUGUUUUUUGUUAUAAGGUAAUUAAUAGUAUCCUUUCACUUCAGAAGUGUCCUAUGGAGGUAGGCAUGGUGGGCUGUGAUCCCAGGACUCUGGAAGCCAAGGCAGGAAGAUCAAAAGUUCAAGGCCAGUCUGAAUACAUAGAAAAGCUCUGGCUCAUAGAAGUAGAGAAGAGAAGAAAUGGAUUGUGUGGCUGGAUGCUAAAUUGUAUAGCCACGUUUACUUGAUUUAGGUUCUGUUUAGUUAACAAAGAAUUUACAUUGUUUUAAUAGUCUUUCAAUCUUUCACCUUGCAAAUGGAAUCUUUUAAAAAUUCAAAUGAUUCUUUUUAUGAAUUUUUAUAAUAGAAAACUAGUGGGAUUUUUCAUAAAGAUUAUUUUUAUUUUAUUCAUGUUUAUGUGUAGCAGACUUUCUUGGACCACCAACCAGCUCCAAAAAUCAAUACACAGAGACUUACUAAGUUAUGAAUGGUUGGUCUUAGAUUUUGCUUGUCUCAGUAGAGCUCUUACAACUUAAUUUAACCUGUUUGUCUGUUUUGUCUUGGAACUUUUUACCUUUCUUUCAUUCUAUAUGCCCUACUGUCCUGCUUCCUUCAUGUCUGUCUGCCUGGCUGGCCCCAGGCGUCACCUUCUCUUUCUCCCUCCUUCUCUCUUUUUCUCUCUGCCCACCAGCCUGCCGCCUAUCCCUACUCUGCCUAGCUAUUGACCAUUCAGCUUUUUAUUAGAUCAGUCAGGUGCCUUGGGCAGGAAAGGUAAAACAGCAACACAUCUUUCAUAGUUAAACAAUUAUUCUGCAACAUUAACAAAUGUUAAAUAAUUUUAACACAUCUUUACUCUUUUUUUUCUCAGUUUGUGGCAUAAGUCACCUCCCAUUGUUUUGUUUUGUUUUUAAAAAAUUUAUUCCACAACACAUAUGUAUGGCCUUUAAGGGUUCAGGAGAGGGUGUCAGAGCCUCUAGAACUGAAGUUCUAGAUAUUGUGAGUUUCUGGAAAAUGGGUACUGGAAAUCAAGCUGGAAUCCUCUGAAAAGAGCCAUUUCUCCAGCUCUUUUUGUCUUCAUAUUAAAUAACUUCACAAGGUGUAGAGGGUUA
Molecule: messenger RNA, 3237 nt
Organism: Alexandromys fortis (reed vole)
Lineage: Eukaryota; Metazoa; Chordata; Mammalia; Rodentia; Cricetidae
Gene: Isg20l2
Product: interferon stimulated exonuclease gene 20 like 2
Exons: 4
Coding region: 266-1456 (396 amino acids)
Cellular component (GO): nucleus
Molecular function (GO): 3'-5'-RNA exonuclease activity; nucleic acid binding
Source: RefSeq, a predicted model, not a curated record